Molecule: messenger RNA, 1570 nt
Organism: Phragmites australis (common reed)
Lineage: Eukaryota; Viridiplantae; Streptophyta; Magnoliopsida; Poales; Poaceae
Product: zinc finger protein 8-like
Exons: 1
Coding region: 92-955 (287 amino acids)
Biological process (GO): trichome morphogenesis; trichome differentiation; response to gibberellin
Molecular function (GO): DNA-binding transcription factor activity
Source: RefSeq, a predicted model, not a curated record
CUCCGCUUCUCCUCUCCCCAAUCAAACCCUAACCCAACGCUUGCUCCCCCGGCCCCUCUCCCUCCGGCGAGAUCGAUCGAACCAUUCCAGGAUGAGUGAGCGAGAUGCGCAUGGGAGGACCAACGGCAGCGCGGCCGCGAGCAUCGACUCGUUCUCGCAGCUGCCGUUCAUCCGUCCGGCACGGGAGAAGCAGCACCUGCAGCCGCCAGGCUCCGGGACGGCAGGUAUCCGGCUGUUCGGGUUCGACGUCCCUCCGGACGCCACCACGGCCUCCUCCACAGACGCCAAAGAAGCCAACGUCAAAGAAAUCACUGCCAACGCUGCCACCACUGCUAAGGAUGCGGCUGCCGAAACGGCGGCAGGUGCGGGUGCAAGCGGCGACAGCGGAGGGAGCCGAAAGUUCGAGUGCCACUACUGCUGCCGGAACUUCCCGACGUCGCAGGCGCUGGGCGGGCACCAGAACGCGCACAAGCGGGAGCGGCAGCACGCGAAGCGCGCGCAGUUCCAGACCGACAUGGCCAUGCACCACGGCCAGUACUACUACUACCCGCUCUCGGACCCCGCCCACCUCUACCACCCCACCUUCGCCGCCUACCAGCAGCACCACCGCUUGGCCGCAGCGCCGCCGCCGCCGCCGGCGCACUACCCCUCGUGGGCAGGCGCCAGGUACUACAGCGGGCCCGGGUCCAUCUCGCAGCCGAUCAACGGCAACCCGGUGACGCCGUCCGCGAUGUGGCGGGUCCCCUCAGGCGGCGUCGGCGUCGGGACACCGUUGGCCGCGCGACAUCAAGAUCUGCCGGCGCCACCUCUGCAGGUGCUCAGAGGUGAGGAGCCAGUGGUGGUGGGAGGAUCUGGCACGACGUCGUUCUCGUCGUCGUCAUCGUCGGCUUCCCCUCAUAAGCGCCCCGCCCCGCCGGAGCGUAAAGAGAAUGUGAGUUUGGAUCUGAGCUUGUAGUCGAGAAAUGAUAUGGCCGGUGACAGACUUAUAAUUGUUUCUUUUUCACAAAAAAAAAAAAAUGAGUGCCCUCUCUUUUUUUUGGCCUCCUCUCUCACGCUUGGAAGUUUGAAUCAUCUAGUUCAGGAUCAAAUCAAUACCGAUUAUGGUACUGCUCACUGCUCGAUCAGGUGAUAACAAUACAUCAUAUCUCUCUCAGCCAUUUAUCUGCACUUUUGCAGCUGUUCAAUUCAUCUUGAGCGUUUCUUGUAGCUGAAAUUGGUACUGAAAAGACGGAGUACUAGAGGUGGCAAAAGGAGUUAGUAUUUUAACAAUAUGAUUUUGGCUCCUGAAUUUUGAAUCGAUAAUCAGAAAUUUUGCAGGAGUGCACCCGCAUGCAUAGAGCUUCGUUUCUUGAAAGAUUAGAACUAGAAUUUCCAAGCACAGCAUAAUUCAAGUAAACUGGGCCCGUUAUUUUCUCUAAAGAAAAUCCUGGCGCUACAAUUAACCUGCAUCCAUUUCCAGAUAUUCUGCAAUUCGAAUAUGAAUGCAUUAAUUUCCAAACUCCAUUCCUACUAUAUUUUAUAUUUGAAAAAUGCCUUUCUUCAUUGUAAAUUUCGUUUCUCAGAGCCAAAA